Anarrhichthys ocellatus (wolf-eel) is the source of this 1231-nucleotide messenger RNA. It is a transcript of the gene medag, whose product is annotated as mesenteric estrogen dependent adipogenesis. The record is from RefSeq and is a predicted model, not a curated record. The coding region runs from base 50 to 721 and encodes 223 amino acids. The transcript has 4 exons. NCBI's taxonomy places the organism in Eukaryota, Metazoa, Chordata, Actinopteri, Perciformes, Anarhichadidae.
CCGCCACCGCAGGAGGACGCACAGGAGAGAAAACAAGAGUUGUGACACCAUGACCACAAGCAAACCGUCGCACAGCGGGAUGAGAGUGACAGAAGUGGAAGAGUUCCUGAGGAAUCCUCCGGACGGUUUCUCCGUGGAGGUCCUCUGCUCGGGGUGCCGAGUCCACAGCGACCCGGAGAACAGCCUGGUGCUCGUCGAUGACUUCGACUCCUGCAGAGGGAAAACAGUUUUCCAGAAGUCUCUGGGAAGGAAGGUUAAAAUGCAAAAUCUAUGGGAGUACACCAGCAUGAGAAAGAGUCUUCUGUCCAAGAGGAUCUAUCUGCUGAUGUCCGCCUGCGAAGGAAACCGUUCAUUGAGUGACAAAAAGGCAGCCAACGAAGCCAGAGUGCUGAAGCAGUUUGUGGUGUCCAUAGACGGCAACGAUCCCAUCAUCAAGUGGCAGAUGGAGAGAGGCCUGGACCGGACCAUCUCCUCAGUGUGGGGGGAAAGCUACAGUGUGGAUAUUGACUUGAAUGAACCACUGGAGAGAUGGGCAGCGAAAAACAUCCACAUCAUAACUGACAAACGGAUGAAAGUCCAACCUGUGUGGAGAGACGCCUCCUUCACCCUCAAAUACUAUUCUGAUGCCCUCUUUGACUUCCCACACUGGUUUGGGUUCAGCAGAAGAAAAUUCAAUGUAAGUAUCUCUUAUUCUUCUUCUUUUAUGUCGAUAGUAACCUAAACAUUUUCUGUAUUCGUCCACUUGUCUAACUUCCUGCUCAUAUCUGUCGCCAUUAAAGUUGAGACUGACGUGAGCCGGCAGUGGAUGGAGAGCAAGAAAAAAAUGGAUUUUAUCCGCUCACUUUUUUGAUGGAGUCUGGGUCUGCUUCCUCAAGCAACAGAUUGUUUGUAACCUGGUGAAGGACCGGCCUACCUCUUGGGAUUGCAGUAACUAUAAUCGCUGUUGGGUCCAGAUUCUUCUUCUGUUCAGUGGGUGGACACGACUGAGAAGGACUGACAAAGACAUUCUAUAUGCCGUGAAGAUUAUUUAUGCAACUUUUGUGUCUAAAUACAUUUUUUUUAAAGGUGUUUUUGCUAGUAAAUUAACCACACUUCACUGUUGUGUGAGGGGUCCAAAUCUGUGCUACUACAGAAUGAAAGGAUUGUAGACUUUCGUACCAAAGGAUCAGCAUUUCUUUAUGAGAAGUUUUAAUUUUUUAUCAAACACAAUAAAUGCUCUUUUACAAAACAA